UGAAGGGGGGAAGCAGUGCACUCGAAACUAGGAGAACAGGGAUGGGGCAUAUAUUUGGAACAAACUUCCGAUCUUUAUGUGAAGAUGAAACGGAGUGGAACAGUUGUUGAAAGUUGCAAGCGGGAAUCAAAAAUUUGGCCAGAUCUCCUAAUUGAGAACCAGCGAUUUUACAAUGACUUCAACAGAAAACAUAAAAGCACCAUCAACGUUGGACUUUUCACCAACGAACACUUGAAGGAUCCAAAGGGCCUUGUUCAGUUUUCCAAGGACUCUCUUCGUGAUGCCAAAAGCUUGGUAGCCCAGAUGUUGGCAGAUGUGAAACAUGGAGAAGAGGGUCGUUUGACAUAUAUUCGAAAGCUUGACCAGCUUAGCGACAUCUUGUGCCGGGUCAUCGACGUUGCUGAAUUCAUCAGAAAUGCACACCCGCAACAAGCAUGGGUAGAGGCCGCUCAAAAAACCCAUGAAAUCUUGUUUGAAUACAUGAACCAGUUGAACACAAAUGUCGAUUUGUACACCAAUUUAGUCAUGGUGUUAAACGAUGAAGCUAUCGGGGCUCAGUUAACGGACGAAGAGAUUAAUGUGGGCGAGUACUUGAAGCAGGACUUUGAAAAAUCGGGCAUUCAUAUGGAUGAAAAGUCGAGGAGGAACUUUGUGGAGUUGACUCAGGAAAUUUCGGUCAUUGGAGCGAACUAUUCCAACGGAUUACACAAUUUGGAGUCGAUGUGGUGUGAUGUGGAUAGAGGUGACUUUGAAAACAUUUCCGACGCUAAUUUGAAGAAAGAAAUCCUUAGUUUUCAGCUGAGAUCUCCUACUUUUGAGAGAGGUAGAACUAACGUAGUUCUGAUUCCGUUGAUGGAACACAUUCCAUACUACGUGUUAACGAACUGCUCUUCAGAAGCAAUCCGAAGAAAGGUGUGGAUUGCUUAUCACAACGCUUCGAAGCAUCAGAUAGGCCUUUUAAAUGGAUUCAUCAGGUAUAGAGCUGUUUUGGCUCGGAUGCUUGGAUACGAAUCUUAUGCCCACCAUCAAUUGGAAUACAAGAUGGCAAAGAAUCCAGAAAAUGUUAAAGCAUUUUUGAAUAAGGUUCAGGCUACGUUAUUGGAUAGCAAGGAGAACCGGUUGAUGGACGAAAUCAGAUCCCUUUAUGCGUACAAACCAAAUGCUGAUAUGACAUUGAGUGACGAUGAAAUAAUUCACGAGGUAAAGCCUUGGGAUAGGGACUAUUUAUUAAACAAGCUUCAGACCGAUCCUCGGAACCUGGCAGUAGACUCGAACGAGAUCAAGGAGUAUCUUUCCAUAGGAACGGUGAUGUCAGGGUUGAAUCAGUUAUUUGAGAGCAUUUACCAGAUUCAAUUGAUACCAGAAGCCGUGGGUAAAGGCGAGACUUGGGAGAAGGGACAAGUAAGGAAGAUUCGGGUAUUUGAUACCCAAAACCAGAUCACUUUGGGUUACUUGUACAUAGAUUUUUGGUCCCCGAAAGUGUUUCCAUCUCACUUCACUAUUGUGUGUUCCAGACAGUUGAACACCGAUAUUGGUAUUGAGUCCAAGGAUGAAGUCAAAAAUCAAGUUCACUUGGAUGACAGUGAAACUUACCAACUUCCUGUGGUUUCAUUGGUCUUCAACUUCCAUAAACUGACAUCAAUCUUCCCUUUUGCAACAGGUCCAAGCUUACUCAAUCUAGAACAAGUUGAAACGAUUUUUCAUGAGAUGGGGCAUGCCAUGCAUUCUAUGAUUGGAAGAACAAAACUCCAAAAUCUUUCGGGAACAAGAGCCGCCACUGAUUUUGUGGAACUUCCCUCUGUGUUGAUGGAAUCGUUUGCUAAAGAUCCUAGAGUAAUUUGCAAAAUUGCCAAACAUUACAAGACUGGAGAACCACUAGAUCAAGAAAUGUUCGAAAAACACCAGAAACAGAAAGUUAUCUUGUACGAUAGCGAAAUAUUCAUGCAGUCGAAAAUGGCCUUGUUAGAUCAAGUGCUACACAACGCAGACACUGUGGCUCUCAUGGUGGACAAUUUCGAUACAUUUGAUACUACUCCCAUCUAUCAUAAGCUAGAAUCUGAUUUGGGAAUUUUUGCUGACAAGUGGUCAACCUGGCAUGGGAAAUUUUUGCAUUUGUUUUCAUAUGGUGCCGUUUAUUAUUCUUAUUUAUUGGACAGGGCAAUUGCUGACAAAGUUUACAAAGAACUAUUUUAUCUGGAUCCGUGGAGUUUGAAGGCUGGUAACAAAUAUAAGGAGAGUAUUUUGAAGUGGGGUGGUACCCGGGACCCAUGGUUAUGCCUUGCCGAUGCUUUAGAUAACGAAAGAUUAAAAGCUGGUGAUUUCAAAGCCAUGGAGAUCAUUGCUGCCGACUUUAAGUGAUGACUUUUUAGUUCACUUUCACAGUUAAGUUUAUUCCUAUCAAAUAAUUGCCUGAGAGAAUUCAUUCACCUACAUCAUAUGCACAGUUGUAGCACUAGCUGUCAACCAUCCAACUCAUAUCGAAUUCACUACAGUUAUUUAUAUAGACACGAAUUGACAUAUCGGUAUUUGCAUCAAAACACUGUCCA
Messenger RNA from Yamadazyma tenuis ATCC 10573, 2546 nucleotides. The record is from RefSeq and is a predicted model, not a curated record. Lineage: Eukaryota; Fungi; Ascomycota; Pichiomycetes; Serinales; Debaryomycetaceae.